CUUCCUCGUCGACACAUCCUCCGACGGCGACCAUGUCUGUUUCCUCCACCAUUUCUGUCCAGGCCAUCGCGACCCGUCCUAUCCAGAUCCAGUCUGGCUCCAUUAGAAUCUCCAUCCCCGUCUCCACCGACGCAGACGAGUGGACCGCCGCGGAAGUGCUUAGAGACGACUUCACCCACGUUCAGACGACCGACGAUGCUAUAGAGACUACCGCGGAGCUUGAAAACGCGACAGAGGCGACCGUAGAACUUUUCGCCCGCUUCCUGCGCUUUGCAGCAGAGAAAUUGGAUGAGGACGCGCAGUCGGAGCCAGCGCGCACCUCCAUCCUUCUCAAGUCGCUCAAGUACUUUACCAAGACCUACCUGUCCUCUCAGGACAUCCACGUAAUUGCUGCCGCUUUCGACACCGAGGUUCGCAAGACCGUCCUCGCGUCAUACUUCAAGGCCCUUGCGACGCUCGAGGCGAAGCAGGUCUCUGCUAUCCCAUAUGGGCCGUCCAGCGCGCUUCUCUCCGCAGCGAAGCGCGGAGACGCGUCUGUCUACGCACUCUUCGGCGGUCAAGGGACCAACGAGGUCUACUUUGACGAGCUCCAGACUCUCUACGACAUCUACAAGCCCUACGUCUCACAAUUCCUGACGAAUGUUACCCGCGAUAUCCUGAUUCCCCUCGUCGAGGAAUCCGAGGAGGACACCUACUACACGCAUGGCCUUGACGUAAUUUCAUGGCUGACAGGCGCAUCACCGCGCCCCCCUGUCGCCUACCUCGCCACCAUCCCCAUCUCAUUCCCUCUCAUUGGCCUUACGCAACUCACGCAGUAUCUGGUCGUAUGCCGAGUCACUCAGUCCAACCCUGGCGACCUCCUCUCUCGUCUCCAAGGGUCUACUGGCCACUCUCAGGGUCUCGUCUCGGCGCUCUGCAUCGCGGCGUCGAAGACCAACGAGUCGUUCUUUGAGAACGCGUCGAAGGCCCUCAGGUGGCUCUUCUACUCCGGCCUGCGCGGCCAGCAGGCGUUCCCCGUCCUCGCGCUCGAGCCAAGCAUUGUGCAAGACUCGGUAGAGGGCGGCGAGGGCGCUCCCAGCCCUAUGUUGUCCGUCACUGGCUUGCCUCUCAAGGACCUCGAGGCGCACAUCGCGAAGACGAACAAGCACCUUCCCGACAACUCGCAGAUCGGCGUGUCCCUGUACAACGGCCCCAAAGCGUUCGUCGUCACCGGCCCCUCGCGGGCGCUGUACGGCCUCGUCACCCACCUCCGGAAGGUCCGGGCACCCAGCGGGCUCGACCAGAGCAAGACUCCCUUCUCACAACGGAAGCCUGUGUUCUCGGUGCGCUUCCUCGUAGUUGGCGUCCCCUACCACAGCAAGUACCUCGCGGACGUUGCGGACGAGGUCAUGGACGACCUGGAGGGCAAGGAGUUGUGGUCCAAGGAGGACCUUGCAAUCCCUGUGUACCACACGGAGAACGGCUCCGACCUCCGAUCAGUCGAUGGGUCUCUUACUCGGGCGCUUUGCGACCAGAUCUUCACUCUUCCGAUCCACUGGUCGAAGGCGACCGACUUCCCUGAGACCGCUACACACGCGGUCGACUUCGGUCCUGGUGGUUUGAGCGGAAUCGGUCCCCUGACUUCGCGCAACCUCGAGGGCCGUGGUGUGCGCGUCAUCAUUGCGGGCGACAAGUCCAAGGGUCCUGCGGAGCUCUACGACGCGCAGAACAUCAAGACCGAGCAAUGGUGGGCGAAGAAGUUCUCCCCCCGUCUGGUGAAGACCAGCGACGGUGCCAUCCAGAUCGACACGCCGUUCUCUCGCCUGCUCGGCAAGCCCCCAAUCAUGGUCGCCGGUAUGACGCCGACCACCGUGAAGGCAGGCUUCGUGAGUGCUGUCCUCGACGCGGGUUACCACGUCGAGCUUGCGGGUGGCGGACACUACAACGCCGCCGCACUUCGCGAGAAGGUGGCGGAGAUCCAGAGCAAGAUCCCCGCGGGCGUCGGUAUCACGCUGAACGCACUCUACAUCAACCCGCGCCAGUUUGGCUUCCAGUUCCCGUUGUGGCAGGAGAUGCGCCGCGAGGGUCUCCCGAUCGAGGGCUUCUGCGUUGCCGCCGGUAUCCCCAGCACGGAGAAGGCGGCUGAGAUCAUCGACGCACUCCGGGCCGCUGGCAUCAAGCACGUCUCGUUCAAGCCCGGUUCCGUCGACGGCAUCCGCCAGGUCGUGAACAUCGCGGCCGCGAACCCCGACUUCCCUAUCAUCAUGCAGUGGACCGGUGGUCGUGCGGGUGGCCAUCACUCGUGCGAGGACUUCCACCAACCUAUCCUCUCGACGUACGGCUCCAUCCGCCAGCACUCGAAUCUCCUGCUCGUCGGAGGCUCUGGCUUCGGCGGCGCUGAUGAUGUAUGGCCGUACCUCACGGGUGACUGGUCGGUUGAGGCCUUCGGUGCUCAGCCCAUGCCCUUCGACGGCUUCCUCUUCGCCAGCCGUGUCAUGGUUGCGAAGGAGGCCCACACGAGCUCGUCCGUCAAGGACCUCAUCGUCGCUGCCGCCGGCGUCGACGAUUCGAAGUGGGAGGGCACGUACGCGAAGGAGACCGGCGGUAUUCUUACCGUCCGUUCGGAGCUCGGCGAACCGAUCCACAAGAUCGCCACUCGCGCUGUCAAGCUCUGGAAGGAGUUCGACGAUACCGUCUUCAAGCUGCCGAAGGAGAAGCGCACGACGUGGCUCAACGAGCACCGUGCGGAGGUCAUCGCGAAGCUCAACAAGGACUUCGCGAAGCCGUGGUUCGGGUGGAAGAAGGACGACUCCGUCGUCGAGGACAUCGCGGACAUGACCUACGAGGAGGUCGUCCUGCGCAUGGUGCGCUUGAUGUACGUCGCGCACCAGGAGCGCUGGAUCGACACGUCGCUCCGGAACCUCACCGGGGACUGGCUGCGCCGCGUUGAGGAGCGCUUCGCUGGCGUCAACGGCGGCCAGAAGCCGUCGAUCCUUCAGUCGUACACGUCGCUCGACAAGCCUCAGGCGUUUGUUGAGAAGUUCUUUAAGAGGUACCCGGCCGCGACGGAGCAGCUCCUCGCGUCCGAGGACAAGGCUUACUUCCUUGCCAUCUCGCAGCGCCCCGGUCAGAAGCCCGCACCCUUCAUCCCCAUCCUCGAUGCAAGCCUUGAGGUCUGGUUCAAGAAGGACUCCCUCUGGGCUGCUGAGGACAUCGACGCCGUCUUCGACCAGGACCCCCAGCGUGUGUGCAUCCUCCAGGGCCCCGUCGCCGUGAAGCACGCGAAGGUCAAGGACGAGCCUAUCAAGGAGAUGCUCGGAAACAUCACCUCGAUCCUCGUUGACAAGCUCGUCGACCGCCUCUACGCCGGCGAUAAGUCAAAGAUUCCGACGGCCGAAUACCUCGCUCCGGCGCCCCGUGCUCUCCCCACUGUGAUUGCCCCCGCCGUCUCUGGCAACACCGCGACCUACGUCGUCGGCCAGUCCGUCCCGGAGACUUCGGCGUGGCUCGAGACCCUCGCGGGCCCCGAGCUCAGCUGGGCGCGUGCGCUGCUCACCUCCACGACUAUUGUGCAGGGCACGGCGUAUGUCGACAACCACAUGCGUCGUCUCUUCGCUCCCCGCCGUGGGCAGAAGGUCGUCGUCGAGGCUGAGGGAUCUCGCCCCAUCAAGAUCUCAGUGUUCGGUAGCGCUCGUUCGUACGGCGAGCACGACCCGUCGUUCAAGGCGGUCGAGGCUACUUUCGAUGCUACAACUUCGACGAUCGACGUCACCGUCUUCGAGGAGCGCCGCGGGUCGUCUGUCCCCCUCGACCUCCAUUUCGUCUACAAGCCCGCCAUGGGCUACGCGCCCAUCCACGAGGUCGCCGACGACCGCAACACGCGCAUCAAGGCCUUCUACUGGAAGCUAUGGUUCGGCGAUGACGAGGUGCUCCCCGAGAUCAACGUCCGCGACACGUUCACUGGCCCGGAAGUCACGAUCGACGAGGAUGACAUCGAGAGCUUCUGCGCGGUUGUUGGCAACCAGGGCGAGGCGUUCAAGUCCGCCCGCAACGAGACGCCCUUGGCUCCCAUGGACUUUGCCAUCGUUGCUGGAUGGCAGGCAAUCAUGAAGGCUAUCUUCCCCGCGCCCAUUGACGGAGAUCUCCUCAAGCUUGUGCACUUGUCGAACGGCUUCCGCCUUCUCGACGGCGUCAAGCCUCUCAAGGCUGGUGAUGUCUGCAAGGCAGAGGCGCGCAUCGUCGCUGUCAUCAACAGCGACGCCGGCAAGUCAGUCAAGGUCAAGGGACAUGUUAUCCGCGACGGCGAGCGUGUCAUCGAGGUCGUCUCCUCGUUCCUCUACCGUGGCCGCUUCAGCGACUACGAGAACACGUUCGAGAUCCUCGAGGAGCCCGACUACCUCGUCGAGCUUCCGUCGGACGCUGCUGUCGGUGUCCUGCAGUCGAAGGAAUGGUUCGAGUGGGACGACGAGACCAAGCCCCUCCAGGCUAGCACGACGCUCAUCUUCCGCGUCCGCUCGGAGGUCACGUACCGCAACAAGACCUGCUACAAGGCCGUCAACGUCUCGGGCGAGGUCUUCGUCCGCGACCAGAUCAAGCGCCUCGUCAAGGUCGGCACCGUCGACUUCCUCCAGGACGACUCGCGCGGCAACCCCGUCGUCGCGUACCUCCAGCGUCACGGUAAGCCCCAGGGUCUCGUUAGCCCGCUCUCCAACGAUGGCUACACUAUGACCGUCAACGCGAGCACCGCGUUUGCAUCGCCUGCCACCAACGAACCUUACUCGAAGGUCUCGGGUGACUUCAACCCCAUCCACAUCAACCCGUACUUCGCGGAUUACGCAUCCCUCCCUGGCACGAUCACGCACGGUAUGUGGUCGAGUGCCGCGACGCGUCGCUACGUCGAGACUGUUGUUGCGCAGGGCAAGCCUGAGCGCGUCGUUGCGUACGACGUCGCCUUCGUCGGCAUGAUCCUUCCCGGAGACGAGCUUGAGGUCAAGAUCAAGCACGUCGGCAUGCGCGACGGCAACUUCGUCGUCAACGUCGAGACUGUUAACAGCCGCGGCGAGAAGGUCCUGGCCGGUACCGCGGAGGUCGCGCAGCCCGCCACCGUCUACGUCUUCACUGGCCAGGGUUCCCAGGAGCCCGGCAUGGGUAUGGAUCUCUAUAACAACUCGCCUGCCGCCCGCUCCGUCUGGGAGGCCGCCGACGCUCACCUUACCGCCGUCUACGGGUUCUCCAUCGUCGAGAUUGUCAAGGACAACCCCAAGGAGAAGACCAUCCACUUUGGUGGUAUCAAGGGUCAGGCGAUUCGUCAGCGGUACAUGGACAUGGCCUACGACACGAUGGACAAGGAUGGCAACGUCAAGACUCUGCCCCUCUUUGGCGACAUCAACGACAUGCGCUCCAAGGGUCUCGUCCAGAAGGACUCCGCCUUCGCGGGUCACUCGCUCGGCGAGUACUCCGCGCUGGCGUCGAUCGCCGACGUCCUCGCCAUCUCGUCCCUCGUCGACGUUGUGUUCUACCGUGGUAUCACCAUGCAGCGCGCGGUUGAGCGUGACUCCCAGAACCGCUCCAACUACGCGAUGUGCGCGGUCAACCCGAGUCGCAUCUCGAAGACCUUCAACGACGCGGCGCUCCGUGAGGUUGUUGACAACAUCGCCCAGAAGACCGGCUGCCUGCUGGAGAUCGUCAACUUCAACGUCGAGGGUCAACAAUACGUCUGCGCUGGAGAGCUGGUCGCUCUCCAGACGAUGACGAACGUCCUCAACUACUUGAAGGUCGAGAAGAUCGACAUCGGGAAGCUGACGGAGAAGUUUACCGUCGACCAAGUCAAGGAGAUGCUCGGCGAGAUUGUCACCUCUUGCUACAACAAGGCGAAGGAGCAGCAAGCGAAGGAGGGCUACAUCAAGCUCGAGCGUGGCUUCGCCACCAUCCCCCUCCCCGGUAUCGACGUGCCGUUCCACUCUCGUUACCUCUGGGCUGGCGUCAUGCCUUUCCGCGCAUACCUCUCGAAGAAGAUCAACCCCGCGCACUUGAACCCUGACACUCUCGUUGGCAAAUACGUGCCGAACCUGAUCGCGAAGCCCUUCGAGGUGACCAAGGAGUACGCCCAGCUCAUCUACGACCAGACCCUCUCGCCUCGCCUCGACAAGGUGCUCCGCAAGUGGGAUCAGGACAACUGGGGCUCGCAAGAGCAGCGCCAGAAGCUCGCGUACAUCAUCCUCGUCGAGCUCCUCGCGUACCAGUUCGCCUCCCCCGUUCGUUGGAUCGAGACACAAGACAUCCUCUUCACGCACUACAAGUUCGAGAGGUUCGUCGAGAUCGGGCCUUCGCCGACGCUGAACGGCAUGGCCACUCGCACGCUCAAGGCCAAGUACGAGACUCAGGACGACUCCGUCACCCAUCGUCGCGCCAUCUUCUGUCACGCCAAGCACACUAAGGAUGUGUACUACCAGUUCGAGGACGAGGCUGAGGCUCCUGCCGAGUCUAGCAGCGAUGACUCUAGCCCUGCCCCUGCGGCUGCCCCCGUCGCGUCUGCGCCUGUCGCUGCGGCGCCCGCCCCCUCCGCCGGUGCCGCCAGCAUCGAGGAUGUGCCGCUGAAGGCCAUCGACGUGCUCCUUGCGAUCAUUGCGCAGAAGCUCAAGAAGAACGUCAGCGAGAUCCCGCUCUCGAAGAGCAUCAAGGACCUCGUCGGUGGCAAGUCGACGAUGCAGAACGAGAUUCUCGGCGACCUCCAGCUCGAGUUCUCGUCUGCACCGGAGAAGGGCGAGGAGCUCCCUCUCGAGGAGCUCGGCUCGGCCAUCGGCGUCGGCUUCGCGGGUACGCUCGGGAAGUACACCUCCGGACUCAUCUCCCGUGUCAUUGGUGGCAAGAUGCCCGGUGGCUUCAACCUGUCCGCGAUCAAGUCUUACCUCUCGAAGUCCUGGGGCAUCGGCUCCGCGCGCGCGGAUGGUGUUCUCCUGAUCGCCACCACCAUGGAGCCGGCCAAGCGUCUCGGUUCUGAAGCAGAGGCCAAGGCGUGGCUCGACGGCGUCGUCGCCAUCUACGCUCAGAGGUCGGGCAUCUCCCUUUCAUCUGGUGCUGCCGCGGGUGCUGCUGGCGGAGGAGGCGGUGGUGCGGUCAUCAACAGCGAGGAGUUCCUCAAGUUCCAGACCGAGCAAGAGCAGCUUGCCGCUCAGCAGAUCGAGCUCUGGAUGCGCUACCUCAAGAAGGACUCCCGCGCUGGUGAGAUCAAGUACGACGCCGAGAAGGUCAACACCGAGCAGCUCCAGGCCCGUCUCGACGCGAUCGCGAAGGAGCACGGCGACCUCUACAUCGACGGUAUUCAGCCCGUGUUCGACCCGCUCAAGGCCCGCCACUUCGACUCGUCGUGGAACUGGGUGCGCCAGGACGCGCUCCUUAUGUUCUACGACAUCAUCUUCGGUCGCCUCAACACCGUCGACCGCGAGAUCACCGCUCGUUGCAUCGCUAUCAUGAACCGCGCAGACCCUGAGCUCGUCACCUACAUGCAGUACUACAUCGACCAGUGCGAUGCCAGCCGCGGCGAGACGUACAAGCUCGCGAAGCAGUUCGGCCAGCAGCUCAUCGACAACUGCAAGGAAGUCGUUGGCCAACCCCCGCUGUACAAGGAUGUCACGUUCCCUACCGCUCCUUUCACCGAGGUGACGGCGAAGGGUGACAUCAUCUACAAGGAGGUCGUUCGCGAGAACGUCAGGAAGCUCGAGGCGUAUGUCGAGGAGAUGGCCAGCGGUGACCAGAUCGUCGCCCCGACGAACAUCCAGAAGAUCCAGGACGACGUUCUCAAGCUCUGGAAUGUCGUUAAGUCCCAGCCUGAGAUCAGCGAGGAGCAAAAGAACCGCAUCAAGGCAUUGUACGAGGGUGUCGUCCGUUCGCUUCGCGCGAAGCGUUCGGAGUCGCGCACUCGUCACAGCGCUCCUCGCACGCGUCGCUCGUCCUCCGCCUUCCUUCGUCCCCAGAUCUCCAACGUCGCCGCCGUCUCUGCCGACAAGGUGCCUCUGCUUCACUUGAAGCGCAAGGUCGGCACGAACUGGGAGUACAGCAGCAACCUCACGGGUGUGUACCUCGACAUUCUGCACGAGAUCGCCACCUCUGGCAGCACCUUCAAGGACAAGAACGCCCUGCUCACCGGUGUCGGCAAGGGCUCGAUCGGAGUCGAGAUCGUGAAGGGUCUCCUCUCUGGCGGUUCCCACGUCGUCAUCACCACGUCGCGCUACAGCCGCGAGACCGUCGAGUACUACCAGGACAUCUUCCAACGCUUCGGUAGCAAGGGUUCCGCCCUGACCGUCGUGCCGUUCAACCAGGGCUCGAAGCAGGACGUCGAGGCCCUCGUCGACUACAUCUAUUCCACCCUCGGCCUCGAUCUCGACUACAUCCUGCCCUUCGCCGCUGUCCCUGAAAAUGGCCGCGAGAUCGAUGGUAUCGACGACAAGUCUGAGCUUGCCCACCGUAUCAUGCUUGUCAACCUUCUGCGUCUGCUCGGCGCCGUCAAGAACAAGAAGGCGAGCCGUCAGUUCGUCACGCGUCCCACGCAGGUUAUCCUCCCCUUGUCUCCGAACCACGGUCUGUUCGGUAACGACGGGCUGUACUCGGAGUCGAAGAUCUCGCUCGAGACCCUCUUCAACCGUUGGAACAGCGAGAGCUGGGGCGAGUACCUUUGCUUGGCCGGCGCGGUCAUUGGAUGGACUCGUGGGACAGGUCUCAUGUCUGCCACCAACACCGUCGCUCACGAGCUCGAAAGCCACGGCGUUCGUACCUUCUCCGCGAAGGAGAUGGCGUUCAACAUCCUCGGCCUCAUGCAUCCGCUUCUCUUCAGCAUCACGCAAGUGGAGCCGAUCUGGGCAGACCUGAACGGUGGCAUGGACCGCCUCCCCGACCUCGCUGACAUCACUACGCGUAUCCGCAACGACCUCGCGAAGAAGAGCGAGCUCCGCCGCACGGUCGCCCGUGAUAACGCCGCGGACUUCAAGGUCAUUAACGGCGUCGAGGCAGAGCGCGUCCUGCAGACCGUCAACGUCACCCCGCGCGCCAACUUCCAAUUCAGCUUCCCCGUCCUCGAGUCAGAGGACUCGCUUGCGGACCUGGAACACCUCCGCGGCAUGCUCGACCUCGAGAAGGUCAUCGUUGUCACGGGCUUUGCCGAGGUCGGCCCUUGGGGUAGCUCGCGCACUCGCUGGGAAAUGGAGGCGCGCGGCGAGUUCAGCAUCGAAGGGUGCAUCGAGAUGGCAUGGUUGAUGGGCCACAUCAAGCACUUCGACGGCCGCCUCAAGGACGGCUCGCUGUACGUUGGGUGGGUCGAUGCGAAGUCUGGCGAGCCGGUCGACGACAAGGACGUCCGGGGACGCUACGAGAAGGACAUCCUCGCGCACGCCGGUGUUCGUCUGAUUGAGCCCGAGCUUUUCCGUGGCUACGACCCGAAGAAGAAGGUCUUCAACCAGGAGAUCGAGAUCUUGCACGACUUCGAGCCGUUCGAGGCCGCGCAGGCCGACGCCGAGAAGUUCAAAUACGAGCACGGCGACAAGUGCGACAUCUGGGCCGGCGAAGGCGGCCAGUGGUUCGUCAAGUUCAAGAAGGGCGCCCGUAUCUACGUCCCCAAGGCGUUCAAGUUCAACCGUCUCGUCGCUGGUCAGAUCCCGACUGGUUGGGACGCUGGACGCUACGGCAUUCCCGCAGACAUCAUUGCGCAGACCGAUCGCGCGACCCUCUGGGCCCUCGUCUCUGCUGCUGAAGCCCUUAACAUGUCCGGCAUCACCGACCCCUACGAGCUGUACCAACACAUGCACCCCUCCGAGGUCGGCACUGCGAUCGGUAGCGGUAUGGGCGGCAUGGAGAGCUUGGCGCGUAUGUUCAAGGAUCGUCGCGACGAGAAGGAGGUGCAGAACGACAUUCUGCAGGAGACUUUCAUCAACACGACCGCUGGCUGGAUCAACUUGCUUCUCCUGUCCUCGAGCGGACCUAUCAAGAUCCCCGUUGGUGCUUGUGCAACUGCUCUGCAGUCGGUUGAAAUCGCCUGCGACACCUUGCUGUCUGGCAAGGCCAAGGUCAUGCUUGCCGGUGGUUUCGAUGACCUCAGUGAGGAGGGUUCGUACGAGUUCGCGAACAUGAAGGCUACCAGCAACGCGGAGACCGAGUUCGCCAUGGGUCGCGAGCCCACCGAAAUGUCCCGCCCUGCCACCACCACCCGUUCAGGGUUCAUGGAGGCGCAGGGCAGCGGUGUGCAGGUGCUCAUGAGCGCGAAGACCGCGCUGGAGCUUGGCGCGCCUAUCCGCGGCAUCAUCGGCUUCACGUCGACGUCUUCUGACAAGGCUGGUCGUUCAGUUCCUGCUCCCGGUCGUGGCGCUUUGUCCAUCGCGCGCGAGGUUCACACCGAGAACCCCCUCCCGAUCCUCGACAUCACCUACCGCUCCCGUCAGCUCUCGUUCCGCCGCAAGCAGAUCGCGCAGUGGCUGGAGUACGAGCGUCAGCAGCUCCAGGACGAGAUCGAGUACCGCAAGAGCCAGGGCAACGCCAUCAACGACGCGUACAUCUCAUCUCGCGUUACCGACAUGGAGAAGGAGGCCGCUCGCCAAGAGAAGGAUGCCCUCGCCACAUACGGUAUGCUCCAAGGUACCGACCCUCGUGUCGCGCCUCUCCGUCGCGCCCUCGCUGUCUGGGGCCUCACCGCCGACGACAUCGGUGUCCUCUCCAUCCACGGUACCAGUACUGGGGCGAACGAGAAGAACGAGACGCACAUCUGGAACGACGUCUUCACCAACCUGGGUCGUACCAACGGCAAUGCUGUCCCGAUCAUGGCGCAGAAGAGCCUUUGCGGUCACUCGAAGGGUGGUUCCGCCGCAUGGCAGCUCGCGGGUCUCCUGCAGAGCGUGCACGCCGGUAUCAUCCCAGGCAACCGCAACGCCGACAACAUCGACGCCAACUUCAAGGCCCACACCUUCCUCAUCUUCCCGUCGAAGACGAUCCACACCGACGGCAUCCGUGCCGGUGUCAUGUCCUCGUUCGGCUUCGGACAGGUCGGCGGUACCUGCCUCGUCAUCCACCCCCGCUACCUCCUCGCCGCGCUCGAGCCUUCGGCGUACGACGCAUACAAGGUCAAGAACCACCGUCGCCAACGCCUCUCGUACAAGGCGAUGAGCGAGAUGAUGAUCUCGAACAGCCUCGUGCGUGUGAAGGACGCGCCGCCGUACAUCAAGGACCUGGAGGCGCCCGUCCUGCUCAACCCGCUCGCGCGGGCGACGUACAACCCGAAGACGGGCAGCUACGAGUACACCGCGAAGCUCGCGACCAAGCCUGUGGACGACGUCGCGAACGUGUCCGCCGUCACCGAGUCUCUUUCCACAGAGGCCACCGCGGGCGUUGGUGUUGACCAGGAGCUGAUCUCCUCUGUACCCUCAUGGAACCCCACGUUCCUCGAGCGGAACUUCACCGAGGCCGAGAUCGUGUACUGCCGCUCGCAGCCCUCGCCACCCUCGUCGUUCGCGGCGCGCUGGGUCGGCAAGGAGGCCGUGUUCAAGUCGCUCGGCGUCGCGUCCAAGGGCGCGGCGGCAGCGAUGAAGGACAUCGAGAUCCUCCCCGACUCUACUGGCGCCCCGACGGUUUCUCUGCACGGCGACGCGAAGGCGGCCGCAGAGGCCAAGGGCGUCAAGAAGGUCCACCUCUCGCUGAGCCACUCUGACACGACCGCGAUUGCCUUCGCUCAGGCGACGUCCUCAUGAACAGAACACUGUCUUGCAUAUCUUUUCCCAUAUCUGUCGUCUAAUGGAUUCCUUGGUGGUCCCGCGUCGUCGUCGUCUUCAAUCCGCUCUAGUUGUAACAUUCGCAUCAUCCUAUAUCUCUGUUCUCACGUAUAUCACGCCUCUCACGUCCCAAUGUAUUGCAUCACGAUAAUAGAUUCCUUUUCACUCA
This is a messenger RNA of Trametes versicolor FP-101664 SS1, 11895 nucleotides long. Its product is annotated as fatty acid synthase. The transcript is spliced from 20 exons. The coding region runs from base 33 to 11705 and encodes 3890 amino acids. NCBI's taxonomy places the organism in Eukaryota, Fungi, Basidiomycota, Agaricomycetes, Polyporales, Polyporaceae. Gene Ontology annotation, biological process: long-chain fatty acid biosynthetic process. Gene Ontology annotation, molecular function: 3-oxoacyl-[acyl-carrier-protein] synthase activity; enoyl-[acyl-carrier-protein] reductase (NADH) activity; magnesium ion binding. Gene Ontology annotation, cellular component: fatty acid synthase complex. The record is from RefSeq and is a predicted model, not a curated record.